UGGUCUUGAUGUAGGAACAAUCUUACUAGCUUACUUCUGUUAUUAUAGUAAAAAUAUGUCUGUUAUAUUGAAAUGUUAAUUUCAAAUCUGCAGCUAUAUUGGACUUUAAUCCUACUUAGAUGGAAAAACUUUUUUUGAAAUAAAACCUAGAUGGAAAAACUUUGAUUCGAACUAUUAAAAGUAUUUUAGUACCUGUUAUGGCCGGCCGGCUUAGGCACGCAAGUUAUCUUAGUUUUUAUUUUCAGAUUAGGCAAGUUAUCUUAGGUUGAUUCUUCUACAAGUUAUCUUAGGUUGAUUCUUCUACAAGUUAUCUAGGAUAUAAAUAUAGGUUGUAAGACUCUUUUGAAGGCAAGCAAUAAGAAGAAUAUUAUCUCCUAUUGCCCGGCUCCCUGAGGAGCCGGAACCCUAGCCGCCAACAGCCCUAGCCGCCGCCCUUCUCCUAGCCGCGACGGCGCCCUGCCGCUGGCGCGCCCGAUCCUCGCCAUGUCUCCCUCCAUCCUUCCCUUACCACCUACGCCCUAGACCUGGUAGAGUACUUGAUCCUACCAAUUUGGUAUCAGGUAACCGGGUUUCGACCAUGUCUCCACCAAUUCCACCGCCACCACCACCGCUGCCCGCCAACUCCUCCACCACCGCCGCCUCUGCGCCGGGUGUCACGGCCUCGCUCUCGGCGGGCACCACUGCGUCGCUCUCAGCGCCGGUCCUAACGGCACCCGGCACCACGCCGGGCCAAGGGCAGCCACAGGCCCCCGUCCAACACUCGCCGCCGCCAUCACCUCCCCCGCAGCCGCAACAGUUCACGCCGGAGGCCAUGGCGGGCGUCCUCAACGACCUCGUCACCGCGGUUCAAGGGAUCCGCCUCUACCUGGCAGGUCCGUACGGGCCGCCCCCACCACUCCAUCCAGCCAUGGCCGCGGGUCAGCAGGCGCUUCCGUGGUACUCGGCACCGGGGGCCAUCACCGGACUCCAUCCAGCCAUGGCCGCGGGUCAGCAGGCGCUUCCGUGGUACUCGGCACCGGGGGCCGUCACCGGAGGCUACCCGGCGCUCCCCGCCCCAGCGGCCGCACAACCGCCUUGGGCGCAGUGGCCGCCGCAGAUCGCGCCGGCAGCCCCGCCACUUCUCGCCACCACGGGGCCGCAGUGGCCCACCUGGACCGCGCCGGCCGCGCCGUCCUCCGUCGCGCCCUACCUUCCAGCGGCCUCGGAGCAGGGUCCUCCACCGGCCCCGCCCAGCCCUAACCUGGGCACCGGCGCCUCGGAGCAGGGCUAGACCCAGCAGCUUCUUCCGGCGUCACCGCCGGCCCCCACGCCGCAGGCGCCGGUGCAGCUCCACCAGGCGCCGCCGCCAUCGACAGUACCACCACCCGCGCCUAGGGCUACGGGUCGGCCCCUGCACCAGGUGCAGUUUCCACCGUCACCAUCGCCGAUCCCCGCUUGGGCGACCGGCUCGUCUUCGGGGCCGGUCUACUCCACGGCGCCGGAACACCCGACGCCCUCCCUACGGUUUGAUCACCCCUCCAGCUCGGCGAACUACGCCCCGGCGCUUCCCGACCCAGCAUACGCGCCGGCGGCAACUACGGCCGCCCCCGGGCACGGCGGGCCGACACCCCCUCGCUUCGCCAAACUGGACUUCGCCACCUACGAGGGCACGGAGGACCCCCUCAACUGGCUCAACCAGUGCGAGCAGUUCUUUCGAGGGCAGCGGACGCUCGCUUCGGAUCGCACCUGGCUCGCGUCCUAUCAUCUUCGAGGCGCAGCGCAGACCUGGUACUACGCCCUCGAGCAGGACGAGGGCGGCAUGCCACCAUGGGAGC
Messenger RNA from Triticum aestivum (bread wheat), 1814 nucleotides. RefSeq names its product vegetative cell wall protein gp1-like. The record is from RefSeq and is a predicted model, not a curated record. Bases 578 to 1270 code for a protein of 230 amino acids. NCBI's taxonomy places the organism in Eukaryota, Viridiplantae, Streptophyta, Magnoliopsida, Poales, Poaceae. The transcript is spliced from 2 exons.